UUAAGUAGAACCAAAAUGGCCGCCGUUGUAUUUUGACGUAUAAUAGCUAGCUAGUUUUCUUUUUGUUUCAUUCUUGGUAGAGAACUAGCAAACGGCAGAGUUUUGGGGGAAGCUGUAUUUUGCACUCUCCGUAUACUGAUGUACUAGUUUCAAUCUUGAAGACAAUCAAGGCUGACAUACAUUUAUUGAACGAGUUAGACUAUGCAUAUUUAGUUCUAAAACAGGCUAGCUAGCUGGCUCUGGCUGGCACACAUUAAAGCAUUUGGAAGUGAAAUAGCUAGCCUACUUUGCUGCGAUGGAAGAGUUGAGCGCAGACGAGAUUCGCAGAAGGAGACUAGCACGGCUGGCAGGGGGCCAGACAUCACAGCCCAGCACCCCUCUCAGCACACCCCUAACAUCCCCACAGAGGGAGACUCCACCUGGACCCCUCCCUGGACCCUCAGGUGCGGCACCCCAGCCCCUGCCACCAGCUGCCUCUCAAUCACUGGGGCUCAAUGUCCACAGUGGUACUCCUGCCACGUCCCCCAUGGGCACCUCUGGGGUGGCAUAUGGUAGUCAGAGCAGCGAGGGCGUAAGCUCCCUCUCCAGCUCCCCCUCCAACAGCCUUGAAACUCAGUCUCAGAGUUUGUCUCGAUCACAGAGCAUGGACAUUGACACUGCCUCCUGUGAAAAGAGCAUGUCCCAGGUGGAUGUGGACUCAGGGAUUGAGAACAUGGAGGUGGAGGAUAGCGAUCGCAGGGAGAAGAGGAACUUGACUGAAAAGGACACCUCUACAAGCUCAGAUGUUACUGAAGAACAGGCUCUGCAGCUCAUUUGUAAGAUCCUCCGCGUAUCGUGGAAGGAGCAGGACAGAGACGUCAUCUUUCUCCCUUCACUGGCUGCAGAGUUCCAGCAAAAUCAUAAAGAUGUAUACUCUGACUUUAAAGACUUGAUCAGUCAGAUCCUGAUGGAAGUCUUAAUGAUGUCCACCCAGUCACGUGUCCACAACCCCUUCGCCAGCUUGACCGCCACUUCUCCGCCAAUUGCAGCAGCCAAAUCUCCUGAUCACCGUCUGACACUGGUGCAGCCCUCCAGCCAAGGUGGCAGCCCAAUGGGCCCCAGUGCAGGAUCGUUUGGAGCCAGCUCUCUAUCUAGUCUGUAUGGGUGUAGUAGUCCUCGCCCGAUGACUUUGGAUGCAACCAAGAGGUCUUCUUCAGAUCUCCCCACCCCCUCAUCCUCUGAACCUUCUACAUCUGCUAGCCAAUUCAUUGUUCCCCCUAGCCCACCUGCUACUUCUUCUCCAAGGCACUUCCUGAACGCUCCCUCAGCCCCAGUUCCCAUCUCCCAACGCUAUCGGCCUUACUCUGUUGCCUCCUCCUGGGGUGUCCCUUCCCCAACUAGCCCAGUUCACAGAGGAUUCCAUGGGCCCUCUUCAAGUCUCCCAGGGCCCUCUGUUCCCCCAAACACCCCAGUUUGUGUACCACCACCCAGCCCCCAGACCCACUCUCUGAGCUCACAUAGUUCUCAAAACCAUCCCUCUUCAACAACCCCUACUAUGGUACCCCCUUCGCCCAGAUCAAAUGCCCGACAGGCUGCUUUUGGUGCCAGGAUCCCACCAUCUAGUCCACGUUUUCACUUCACGUCUGUCUCUUCCUUCAUUCUUUUGUGCGUAACGUCCUCUUUUCUUCCAACCUUUCCCCUGCUCCUCCUGUCCUCUCCUCGUCAUGUUAGCCCCUUGUCGUUUCUGUUCUUUGCCCUCUCUGAUAUGUCUCAGGAGAGCAGCGAUGAAGAGUCUGAGGAGGAUGAGGAUUUUGCACGGGUUCAGUUUGGGUCCAGUCUUGGUGCAUGCGGAGGGGGAAUGUCCAGUGAUUCAGCCAGUGAUCGCUUCACGAUUGAAGCAUGCAAAGAGACAGAGAUGCUGAACUACCUCAUCGAGCGUUUUGACAGUGUUGGCAUGGAGGAGAGGAAAGCUCCCAAAAUGUGUAGCCAACCAAACGUCAGCCAGCUUCUUAGCAACAUUCGCUCUCAGUGUAUUUCACACGUUUCUCUAGUUCUGCAAGGCACCUUGACCCAGCCUCGAAGCCCCUUCCAGCAGUCGCUGCUGGUACCUUAUAUGCUGUGCAGGAACCUUCCAUAUGGCUUUAUUCAGGAGUUGGUGCGCAUUACCCACCAGGAGGAGGAAGUGUUCAGACAGAUCUUUGUUCCCAUCCUCCAUGGACUGGCUCUUGCGGUGAAAGAAUGUUCUUUUGACAGUGACAACUUUAAAUUCCCUCUCAUGGCAUUAGCUGAGCUUUGUGAAAUCAAGUUUGGAAAGACUCACCCAGUGUGCAACUUGAUAACAUUGCUGCCUUUGUGGGGUCCCAAACCUCUGAGCCCUGGUUGCGGCAGAGAAAUCCAGAGACUGUCCUACCUGGGAGCCUUCUUCAGCCUCUCUGUGUUUGUUGAAGAUAAUACCAAAGUAGGAGACAAGUAUUUCUCUGGCCCAGCCAUCACCAUCGAGAACACACGAGUUGUCAGCCAGUCCUUGCAGCACUACCUAGAGUCAGCAAGGGGUGACCUGUUUAAAGUUCUCCAUAAUAUCCUACUCAAUGGAGAGACACGAGAGUUAGCUCUUAAUUACAUGGCAUCUUUAGUCAACUACAAUGUUAAAAAAGCUCAGAUGCAGACUGAUGAUAAGCUGGUGUCGACAGACGGCUUCAUGCUCAACUUCUUAUGGGUGCUGCAACAGUUGAGCAUGAAGAUCAAGCUGGAGACGGUAGACCCUUAUUACAUUUUCCACCCACGCUGUCGACUGCUUGUCAGCUCAGAGGAGACGCGUCUUAAAGCCACUAUGGACGAGCUCAAAAGCUGGCUCUCAGAACUGCAUGAAGACCCUAACAAGUUUUCAGAGCCCAAGUUUCCCACUGAAUGUUUCUUCUUGACACUGCAUACGCACCAUUUAUCGAUCCUGCCUGGCUGCAGACGCUACAUCCGCAGAUUGCGAGCUAUCCGUGAACUGAAUAGAACUGUUGAGGAGCUGAAAAACAGUGAAAGUCAAUGGAAAGAUUCUCCCUUGGCAAGUCGUCAUAGAGAGAUGCUCAAGAGAUGCAAAACCCAGCUAAAGAAACUUGUGCGAGCUAAAGCUUGUGCUGAUGUGGGCCUUCUGGAUGAGAACCUGCUCCGCAGAUGUCUGCAGUUCUACAGCACCGUCAUUCAGCUCAUUCUUCGCAUGGUAGACCCUGCCUACCCAAACAUCAACUUGCCCCUGAACCCUGAAAUUCCCAAAACUUUUGCUGCGCUUCCCGAGUUCUACGUUGAAGAUGUGGCAGAGUUUCUUCUUUUUGUUGUGCAGUAUUCUCCACAGGUUUUAUAUGAGCCAUGUGUCCAGGACAUUGUUACCUUCUUGGUGGUGUUCAUCUGCAGCCAAAACUACAUCAGGAACCCCUAUCUUAUCGCCAAGUUGGUGGAAGUGCUGUUUGUUACGAAUCCCGCUGUACAGCCUCGUACUCAGCGAUUCUCCGAAAUGAUGGAGAAUCACCCGUUAUCUAUCAAACACCUUGUCCCUGCCCUCAUGAAGUUCUACACUGACGUUGAGCACACUGGUGCCACCAGUGAGUUCUAUGAUAAGUUCACUAUACGGUACCAUAUCAGCACCAUCUUCAAGAGCCUGUGGCAAAACAUUGCCCACCAUGGCACCUUCAUGGAGGAAUUUAACUCUGGUAAGCAGUUUGUGCGCUACAUUAACAUGCUGAUCAACGACACCACCUUCCUAUUAGAUGAGAGCCUUGAAUCUCUGAAACGUAUUCAUGAAGUUCAAGAAGAGAUGAAGAAUAAGGAACAGUGGGAUCAGCUGCCUAGGGAGCAGCAGCAGAGCCGCCAGUCCCAGCUGACUCAGGAUGAACGGGUGUCCCGCUCCUAUUUGGCCUUGGCCACAGAGACAGUUGAAAUGUUCCACAUUCUUACCAAGCAGGUUCAGAAGCCUUUCCUCAGGCCUGAGCUUGGACCACGUCUAGCUGCCAUGCUAAACUUCAACCUUCAGCAGCUCUGUGGGCCCAAGUGUCGGGACCUGAAGGUGGAGAAUCCUGAGAAAUAUGGAUUUGAGCCCAAAAAGCUUUUAGACCAGCUGACCGACAUCUACCUGCAGCUGGACUGUGCUCGAUUUGCUAAAGCAAUUGCAGAUGAUCAGCGGUCAUAUAGUCGUGAGCUCUUCGAAGAAGUGAUCUCCAAGAUGAGGAAGGCUGGUAUCAAGUCCUCCAUUGCCAUUGAAAAAUUCAAGCUGCUUUCGGAGAAGGUGGAAGAAAUAGUCGCCAAGAACUCACAGUCCGAAAUGGACUAUAGUGAUGCACCUGAUGAGUUUAAAGACCCUCUGAUGGACACGCUGAUGACCGAUCCUGUGAUGCUGCCUUCGGGGAACAUCAUGGACCGAUCAAUCAUCCUGCGCCACUUGCUCAACUCCCCCACGGAUCCCUUCAACAGGCAGCCACUCACAGAGAGCAUGCUGGAGUCAGUCCCUGAACUGAAAGGCAGGAUCCAUGCUUGGAUGAGAGAGAAACAAGGCGGACGACCUGUCUAAGGCCCACGUGCUGACAAGCUAAUGAUUAUUAAGGGAUGUGUCCAAAUCGUCUGAAUUCAGUGUCACUACUACCAACGACAAAAACAAUUUGAAUGGAAGAAAAAUGAGACCUGAUUUGAUUUUUAUACGCAUUUACCCUUUUUGUCUCAAACCAUUAUCAUGGUUCUAAAAAACAACAUAAUAAAGUUAAGACUUUUAAGUUUUUUUUCUCAUGAGUUUGUGUAUAUAUACAGUAUAUAUAUCAAAAUAUAUACAUAUAUUUAACAAGAGUUAGUUCAUUCAUCCUAAUGCUGCAAGGAUACACUUCCACCAAGAACAAGUUUACCAGCAGUUACUUCAUUAGUAAUUUUCCUUUACAUUUUGUUUUGCAACACUGAGUAAUUUGACAUCAAUAAAAUAAUAUUGGGGGGGGGGGGGUUAUAUAGCUUGGUCUGAGUGAGUUUUACUUAUUAACUAACUAUCAAGACUGUGACAAUGAUAAACUUGAGUCCAUGUAUUGUAUGCUGGUGUCUAAGAGUAGACACACUUCAGAUCUGGGGAUAUCUUUGAAGGUUGUAGCUUAAACUAACUGUAAGAGUUAAUUUUAAAUACAGUAGGAGGAUAAACAAUGGUUUACCAAAAUACACCUUAUUCAGUUGUUCCCUUUUAGUCUCCUUUUCCCUGCAGACAUUAAUAGAUUAAAAGUUACUUUUUGUGUGUGCAUGGCCUCAAUUUCAGAUCCUCCUAAGCGCCUCAUAGACAAAUGACCCUCGUCAGGCAAAGCAUACAUUAGAGAAUGUAGCAUGACCACCUGAUACAACAUGUUAGAAGCACACAUUAAGUAUUUUCUUCAGAACCACUGAUUCUUGAGAUGGUCUCUUUCAAAUGACACUGUACCUAACUUGACCUUGCUGACCUUAACUGUACAGGAAAUGAGUUAGUUUAACCACACCUGUUUUGGAAGCUAGGAUUUUGAACUGAAAUAAAUGAUGAUGCACAGUA
Messenger RNA from Betta splendens (Siamese fighting fish), 5512 nucleotides. It is a transcript of the gene ube4b, whose product is annotated as ubiquitination factor E4B, UFD2 homolog (S. cerevisiae). Gene Ontology annotation, biological process: protein polyubiquitination. The transcript has 29 exons. Gene Ontology annotation, molecular function: ubiquitin-ubiquitin ligase activity. Gene Ontology annotation, cellular component: nucleus; ubiquitin ligase complex; cytoplasm. The record is from RefSeq and is a predicted model, not a curated record. Bases 296 to 4531 code for a protein of 1411 amino acids. NCBI's taxonomy places the organism in Eukaryota, Metazoa, Chordata, Actinopteri, Anabantiformes, Osphronemidae.